Messenger RNA from Podarcis raffonei (Aeolian wall lizard), 1506 nucleotides. RefSeq names its product ceramide-1-phosphate transfer protein-like. Lineage: Eukaryota; Metazoa; Chordata; Lepidosauria; Squamata; Lacertidae. Bases 25 to 939 code for a protein of 304 amino acids. The record is from RefSeq and is a predicted model, not a curated record. Gene Ontology annotation, molecular function: ceramide 1-phosphate transfer activity; ceramide 1-phosphate binding. The transcript has 4 exons. Gene Ontology annotation, cellular component: cytosol; membrane; cytoplasm. Gene Ontology annotation, biological process: ceramide transport; intermembrane lipid transfer.
GGAAGGAGCGCCAGGGUGCCUGGCAUGGGGGCCGCGGGGUGGACUCGCACCCGUCUCUGCCGCCUGGCCUGCCCCGUGGGGGUCGUCUUCCUCCUCCUCCUCUGCUUCUCCAGCCUCCGCCUCCCAGAGCUGCCGAACUCCACCUGCGUUUGGGGGGUCCGUCCGUGCCGCUGGUUUGGGGGGACGCCGCCCAGCAAGGAGGAUGCAGAGAGGAAGCCCCCUCCUUCCGCCUCGCCCCCUUCUGCCACCACCGGGGCCGCCCUCCUUCUGCACACCCCAUCGGAGCCCCAGGACCUGGGUGAGGGCUUCCGAAUCGUGCGUCUGCAGAGGGCCUUCGCUGCCAGCCUCAUGCCCAGCGGGCAAAUCCUCAUCCGGGAAUACCUCAGCGGCUGGGAAGAGCUGAUCAAGUUCAUGGACUCGCUGGGCGCCGCCUUCGGCCUGAUCUCCGGCGAGACGCGCACCAAGAUCGCCAUCCUGCAGGAGAACCAGCGCGGCCCCCACGGACCCCACUACCGCACCCUCCAGUCCAUGGUGCGCUUCGAGCUGGCCCGGGGGCUGGUGGGCUUCCAGUCCCUGCCGGCCGGCCGGCCCCCAUCCGGCUGCCGGACCUUCCUGCGCCUCCACCGGGCAUUGAAGUGGCUGGAGCUCUUUCUGCGCAAGCUGGGGACCAGCCCGGAGGACGCGGACCCUUCCCGCAUGUGCGCCGAUGCCUACCAGGAAGCCCUGGCACCCUACCACAGCUGGUGGGUGCGCCAGGCGGCCGCCCUGGCUUUCCUGGCCAUGCCCUCCCGCCGCGAACUCUACCACAUCCUGAGCGCCGGAGGGGGCGAGGAGGGCAAGGGCCCCCGCAGGCUCCUGGACACGGUCCGCAGCAUCGCCCACGUGUACAACGCCACCCAGGAGCUGUAUGCCGCGCACGGGAUGCUGGCGCUGCCCUGAGGCCUCGGCUGACGGCGCCGCCAGAGGAGGGGCCCCGAGGGGGGGGCAGCAGCGGGUCCCUUCCCUGGCAGCGCCUCUGCACCCAGUCCCAGGGGGACCAAGGCUGGUAGCGCCAGGCGAGGCGACGCUGCAUUGCCAGGCUGACCCCCGGGGAUACCUUCCGGCUCCAGGGUUCCUUGGGAGGUUUCGAGCAGAGCUUGGGGGGCCACCUGCCAGAAAUGCUUCAGCUGCGAUGCCUGCAUUGUAGGGGGUCGGAUUAGAUGGCUCCUGGGGGUCCCUCCCGACUCUGCAGUGCCAGGAUUAUUCGGUGGACACCUGGGGGAGGGGGUUUGGCGGGAAGUGUAGCCCUUGCUCAGUCCCCCAAUGCAGCUGUUGACCAGGGAGCAGAAUGAAGCCAAAAUGUUUUUGUGAAGGGGACGAUCUUAGAGGGGGAAUUAGGUGCUCGUGGCUCGCUCUGCUGGCUGCUCGGAGCUCUGCACCUGCAAGCUCCGCUUCCGCCGCCUAGAAGCCCAGGUUUUAGGGGCAAAUACGGAAGACUGAUAAAAAAUAAAAGUAUUCCUCACCUGU